GAUAAAUUGAAAUGAGAGAGGGUAAAUAAAUUGCCAUAUAAUGUGUUUAAACAUAAUGCUUCUCACAAAGUCAGCAGGAUUCAAAAGUUGAUUGGAAAGAAGGAAACACGCGUGAACAUGUUCAGGGGUUCUUCUGUUUUAUGCUUUUUCUUUUUUACUUCUGUGUUUAAUUGUAAUUUGUAUUAUAUAACUUUUUUUGUGAAUGGUGUUAGUUUAUAUUUGAGAUAAAGGACAUGCUUUAGAGGACAGGCCAAAUACUUUAAAUCCUCGAUCUUUUGAGCUUCAAAGUUACAUUUAUUCCAUUUGAACUGUGCAAAUUGGCUUUUUUUCUUUUUAAUAAUGCACUGCUUUGAUGCAGUCAUGAAGCUGCAGGCUUCAGUUUUGCUCCAGCAUGUAUAAUGUAAUAGCUAUGAUUCACUGAGGAUUCCUCCUGUGUGUGAGAUGGAUGAAGAGAAUUUAAGCAGCACUGAUCGAUAAACCAAACAGAUCGGUGAAUGACUGUACGGUCUGCAAAGGACAGCCGUCACUGACAUGAAUGCAUUUCAUUUUUUUAUACUUCCUGUAAUGUCAUAAAUUGUGUGUGUCUAUUAAAUUGUAAUGUGUCAGUCAGUAAGACUGAUGUCAGCUUUUCAUUUGAGGUUUUAGGAAACUGAGCACAAUUUAGAUGUGCAAAAUAAUAAAGAAAUCUUUAACAUUAUAUUCUGGAAGAUCACAUUUGUUAUCUUUAGCAUCACAAGUGACAAAACACAGCUAAACAUUUUAUUUUGAUAUUUUAUCAUUUGCUUUUUGCAUUUCUAAAGACUACUUUUCAUAUCUGGAAUCAGAAUGUUUUUUUUAACAGCCAUGUGAUCAAACUUCUUGUUAUCACAGGCAAUAGUUGUUUUGCCAGUUUCAUUUACGGGGAAACUGAAACCAAGUGAGAGUUUCCUCUACACUCUCUCUCACGCACACACACAGAUCUGACACUCGACAGCAGCAGACUAACAGAGGGCUUUGGACAUCCUAAUUGAGAGUCAAGUGGACCCAGGAUGAUGAAGAUGUUGGGAAGAGUCACUUGGUGCUGUGUAGCUCUGCUCCUCGCCCUGACCUCUGUGUCAGCUGUACAGAAGACGCUCAAAUCAAUCAAUGGUUUGAAGAAAAUCAACUUCGGCAAAUCUGUGCCCAAGCACAGUCUUCUGCUGCUCCACUGGUUUGCCAACGAGAUCGACAUCGACAACAACGACAUUAUACAGCUGACCUUUGACCCAAACAGUGGAGCAUAUGGUUCCCAUCAUUAUGGCAACUAUGAGGAUCUGCUGGACCCACUGCCUUGGGGAAAUCAACACAGGUACUACACUAUUGGAAAUCUCCAUCAGGGAACGUCAAUCCAACUUCCUUCUUAUGUUGUCGAUCCCAUAAUUGAGGAUAUGGGAAGAAACAUGGACAGGAUCAUAUUUCGGGUCAGGGAGCCAAACAUACAAGCUUACCAGACGAUAGACCAAGUGUUUAUCACACAGCAUAUUCCACAUCAGGGCACACUUUAUGAUCCAGCUCAUACCUACAGGAUUGAUAUUAACCUCCUGAGAGAGAUCAGAGAGUUUUCUAUGGGAGAAGACCAACAGCCACUGUCGUAUCUCAGAAACCGCUUUGGAAGCAGCGCUGACGAUCUCGACAUCAAAAACAAAUGGGGUCACCUUGCUUGCCUUGGACUGCUGCUGUAUAUUGUGAUCCAGGAAAAGCACUCCUCUAAGCAACAAAACAACCGCCCGGAAAACAGGAGAAAUCCUAGUAAUGAGAGAGAGCCUAGAAAGUUCCAAAACCAGGAUCAUGUUGUAUUGGAUUUCAACGAUGAAGAGGACGGCGUAGCCAGCAGGCUAACAGGAAACAGAGAAUCAGACUGUUGGAACCCCUUACAAUCCUGUAGGUCUUGUUUUUUCUGCAUAAUUGUAUUGGGUAUAAUUUUUUUUCUGUUAAAAGAUAAGAUAUACAAUUAUUUAUCUUGAGGGCUCCUAGGAAGAAAACCAAGACUACUUUUGUAUCUAAGAAACUGCGCUGGAAGCAACACUGAUGAUUUCUACUUCACAAACUGUAAAAAAACAAAACAAAAAACAGACUGAUUGGGGCUCUGCAUUAUUUUUUUUUGUCUAUUUCUGCAUUUUGAGUGCAUUUAGAAACAAAGAUAACAUUAAAACGGGGAGUGUAAAGAUAUUGUUUAACACCUGAACAUCCUGCAAGGGUUGCUCUGAUGUAUGUCUUGUUACGUCUCCAUACUUUUGAUUUCCUUUGUGUACUAUUUCAUCUUUUUGGUGAAUGUUGUUUUGGUAUAACAUGCUUUUGAUGACAAGUUAAAUUCUUUAAUCUUCAAAUCUCAAACUGUGCGUUAUGAAAGGCUGACAGUCUUUAGAACUUAAUAGCUCAAUUUAUUCAAAAAUACAGUUAGUAAAUAACAGCAGGGUUUUUUCUUUAUAAUUUGAACUGAACACAUUGGCUUUUAUUUCACAUUAUAACGCACUGCUUUGGCACGGUAAUAAAGCUCUAGGGUUCAGCGUUAAUAAUCCAAGAGCAAUGAUUAACUCAUGAUUUGCACAAUGUCUGAUACAGAUGAAAAGAACACGAUUUCACUUUAAAAAAAGGAAAGGUAUGUUAACGGCUCUAAGGUCCGUUAAGGACAGCUGUCACUGACACCAACGUAUUCCAUUUAGUGCCUUUUUUACUUUCUGCAAUGUUGUAGCACAAGUGAGAUACAUUUGAAGUUGCAUUGUGAAUCAUCUGGUUUGUUCUCUUUGAAAGCAUAUAUAACAAGAGCUGCUAUUGCCAGUAUGUUUCUGUCUUUACCUCCCAGAGAGUCAAAUAAAGACUUUUCGCAGGCAUGUCAACAAACGCAGCCAAUUCCUUAUCUUUCAAAUUAAAGGGCUUUUGUCAAUGGGCGACACGCUCAAUCACUAUUAUGUUUCCUCAUUCGGCAAAAAACAGUGACGUGACAUAACAGUGUAAUGGAAAUAAAUUGUGUGUGUUUAUUAAAUUUGAAUGUGUUAGUAAGACCGAUGUCAGCUUUUCAUUUGAGGUUUUAGGGAACUGAGCACAAUUUAGAUGUGCAAAAAUAAUAAAGACAUCUUUAACAUUAUCUUCUGGAAGAUCACAUUUGUUAUCUUUGGCAUCAAAAGCGACAAAAUGCUGCUAUACAUAUUUUAUCAUUAUGCUUUUUGCAUUUCUAGAGACUACUUUUCAUAUGUUGAAAUCAGAAUGUUUUUUCAAACACUUGUAUAUGAUCAAACUUCCUGUGACCACCAGCAGCAGUUGUUGUUUUGCCAGUUUUAUUUACGGGAAACUGAAACCUAGCAAGAGUUUCCUCUAUAUACACACACACACAGAUCUGAUACUCGACAGCAGCAGAUUAACAGAGGACUUUGGAAAUCUUAAUUGAGAGUCAAGUCCCAGGAUGAUGAAGAUAUCAGGAAGAGUCACUUGGUGCUGUGUAGCUCUGCUCCUCGCCCUUACCUCUGUGUCAGCUGUACAGAAGACGCUCAAUAAAAUCAAUGGUUUGAAGAAAAUCAACUUCGGCCAAUCUGUGCCCAAGCACAGUCUUCUGCUGCUCCACUGGUUUGCCAACGGGAUCGACAUCGACAACAACGAUAUUAUACAGCUGACCUUUGACCCAUACAGUGGAGAUUAUGGCUCACACCAUUAUGGCAACUAUGAGGAGCUGCUGGACCCACUGCCUCAAGGAAAUCAAUACCAUUACUACACGAUUGGAAAUCUCCAUCAGGAUACGUCCAAUCCACUUCCAGCGUAUGUAGCGCAUCCCCAGAGGGAUUAUGAAGGAGAAAAUAGGGACAGGAUCAUAGUUCGAGUCAGGGAGCAAAACCGAAGGCAAGCUUACCAGAUGAUAGACCAAGUGUAUAUCACACAGCAUUAUGACACUUCGGAAAAUCAGGGUACACCUUAUGAUCCAGAUCAUACCUACAGCAUCACCACUAACCUCCUGAGACAGAUCAGAGAGUUUGCUCUGGGACAAAACCAAUUGUUGUAUCUCAGAAACCGCUUUGGAAGCAGCGCUGAUGAUGUACAAAUCAGAAACGCAUGGGGUCCCCUUGCUUGCCUUGGACUGCUGCUGUAUAUUGUGAUCCAGGAAAAGCACUCCUCGAAGCAACAAAACAACCGCCCAAAAAUCGACAACAAACCAGAAGACAACAUCAGAGCUGAAAGCGACCAUACUGAACAAAACAGAAGAAAUCCUAGAAAUGAGAGAGAGCACAAUGUUCCUAGAAAUGAGAGAGAGCACAAUGUUCCUAGAAAUGAGAGAGAGCACAAUGUUCCUAAAAAUGAGAGAAAGCACAAUGUUCCUAGAAAUGAGAGAAAGCACAAUGUUCCUAGAAAUGUCCAAAACCAGGGUUAUGUUGUAGUGAAUGUGGACGAUGAGGACCAUGUAGCCAGCAGGCGACUGAUAAACACAGAAUCAGACUGUUGCAACACCUAUAAAUCCUGUAUACAAUUUUUUUUGUUUUGUAUUGCCUGCAUAGUUGUAAUUGUAUCGGUUAUAAUCAUUUGGUCUUUUGUUAUGAAAAAUUAAGAGAUCCAAAAAUGUAUCUUGUAGGCACCUGGGAAGAAAACCAAAACCCACUUGUGUAUCUAAGAGACUGCUCUGAAAGCAACACUGAUGAUUUCCACCUCACAAACACCGUUUUAAAAAAAAAGAACUACAAACCAGAAAACAGACUAAUUGAUUGGGGCUCUGCAUUAUUUUUUUUAUUUUGUUGUUGUCUAUUUCUGCAUUUUGAGUGCAUUUAGAAACAAAGAUAACAUUAAAACAGGGAGUGUAAAUAUAUUGUUUAACACCUGAACAUCCUGCAAGGGUUGUUCUGAUGUAUGUCUUGUUUCGUCUCCAUACUUUGGAUUUCCUUUGUGUACUAUUUCAUCUUUUUGGUGAACGGUGUUAGUUUAGAUCGACAUAUAGACUUGGUAUACAGUAACAUGCUUUGAAUGAAAAGUUAAAUUCUUUCAUCUUCAAAUCUCAAACUGUGCGUUAUGAACAGUGCGUUAGUCUUCAGGGCCCAGUAGUUCAAAACUUUUAAUCUCAAUCAGAUCCGAUGAGAUUUUGAAAUCCCAUUUUUUGUGAUCCAGGAUCAGACAACUCGGCCAGAUUUUGUCCCAGUAUUUCAAAGCAAUUCAGGAUAGGAUCACCCUGAUCCAGAUUCAGACUUUUCAAGAUUACUAGAUCCUGAAUAUCAGUGCUUUAAUCCACCGAUCUCCAUCUAGUGGAUAUUGAAAAAUAAUUACAAGGGAAGACACCACAUUGCAGAGACAUCUAUUGUCCGCAAUUACUUUUGAAAGAUGAAGACAGAUGACUUUUUUUGUUGAAGAUAUUUUUUCUUUAAUCUAAAUUACAUUUGUGCUCGACAAUCUUUGUUGUGAUACUUUUAUGAGCAUAAACAUUUGUCAUCAACAUUUGGUUGGUUGGUAGGCCACCACAAACGUGACCAAAAAUUGAAAAAUAAAAUUGAUUUGCCAUGAAGGCUAAACAUUGUGUAUUAUUUAAGUUAACAAACUUUGCCAUCUAACUAACCAAAAUCCAAAUCUGAUCCGAUCCGAUCAGAAUUAAAAGUUUUGAACUACUGGGCGCAGGAUAUUUAGAACUUCAUAGCUCAAUGUAUUCAUAAAUACAGUUUGUAACGGCAGGGUUUUUUCUUUAUAAUUUGAACUGAACACAUUUGCUUUUAUUUCAUAUUAUAACGCACUGCUUUGACACGGUAAUAAAGGUCUAGGGUUCAGCGUUAAUAAUCCAAGAGCAAUGAUUAACUGAUGACCUUUACAAUGUCUGAUACAGAUGAAUAGAAUAAAAUGUCACUUAUUAAAAAAUGAAACUGUGUGAAUUA
This is a messenger RNA of Gymnodraco acuticeps, 5852 nucleotides long. RefSeq lists its product as uncharacterized. The record is from RefSeq and is a predicted model, not a curated record. The transcript has 4 exons. NCBI's taxonomy places the organism in Eukaryota, Metazoa, Chordata, Actinopteri, Perciformes, Bathydraconidae. The coding region runs from base 3419 to 4549 and encodes 376 amino acids.